AUGGCGGCUGAGGAAGAAGGCGAUCGCAACCAAGAUCGCGCGCCAGUUGUUAUCGGCGUCUGUGUCCUUCUUAUCAUCAUAUCUCUCGUCGCAACUGGGUUGCGAUUAUAUGCCCGUUAUUUGGUGCGAUUGAAGUUAUGGUGGGAUGACUGGUUCUGUCUUAUCGGACUGCCUUUCGCACUUCUAUCAAUGAUAUUUGAUUUUGUCCAGGUUAAAUAUGGCUUUGGCAAACAUGUAGACACACUAUCGGCCGAGACCCUAAUGGAGUACGGAAAGAAUUUUUACAUCUUGCUACUUUUUUACAACCUGGGACUAGCAUUCUUCAAACUCUCUCUGUUAGCCUUCUACAUCCGAGUCUUCUCAGUCCUCAAUACAAUUCGAACAGCGAGUUACAUUCUUAGUGCUGCCAUUGUCGCCUGGAUGAUUGCCACUGAGUUUUUGCUCAUCUUUCGUUGUCAUCCAGUCGAGAUCGCGUGGGAAGGAACAGCACAGCAGCAAGCAACGCAGUGUAUCAAUAUGAACACUGUAUUUGUAGCCCAGGCAGCUCCCACCAUCUUCUUUGAUGUCAUCAUCCUAGCGCUGCCACUGAAACAUAUAUGGGCCCUCAAACUCAAUCGUGGCCAAAAGGUUGGCGUGACGGUGGUGUUCCUUUUGGGAUUUUUAGUCACCAUUAUCAGUAUAGUCCGGUUGAAAGUAAUAUUUUCUACUGGUAAUGACUUGACUUACAGCUUUGUAGACCUCGGUUUAUGGUCUGCAGCAGAGCCAGUAACCGGUUUGCUCUGUUGCUCUCUCGUCACAUACGGUCCUUUCGUCAAGAGAAUACCGCGAUGGCUUGGUGGCAGCGGCCAGAAAACAGAGACCAGUCUCAAAAGCGCCACCACCACCACUAAAAAGAAUUCAACAUAUGGAUAUAAUAACGCCGGGUACCGACGACAGCGUAGUAGCGAUGAGAUACAGCUGAACAGCUUCGCGGCUAAUAUUGUCGAAUCUAGGGUUACAGAUGACGAUAUUACUGCUUCUGCCCAUGUUGCUGUUAGUAAGAACUCGACCUACGGGCCACCCCAUAAUGGCAUUCAGGUCAAACAGGAAUACUUUGUGCAGCAGGAACAGGUAUAGCCUGAAGAAAAUGUUUCACGGUUGAAUUUUCUAUAAUGGUCUCUCGCAUUUUAGUGCAAGCUGCUCGGGCACUCUACAGUCAUGUCUACCUAUGUAGAUUGAAACGGACAUUCAAAAUUGUAUUAAUUGUAUUAUCUG
Messenger RNA from Talaromyces proteolyticus, 1254 nucleotides. RefSeq lists its product as uncharacterized. Bases 1 to 1116 code for a protein of 371 amino acids. The transcript is spliced from 3 exons. Lineage: Eukaryota; Fungi; Ascomycota; Eurotiomycetes; Eurotiales; Trichocomaceae. The record is from RefSeq and is a predicted model, not a curated record.